This is a messenger RNA of Alnus glutinosa, 939 nucleotides long. RefSeq lists its product as uncharacterized. The transcript is spliced from 2 exons. Lineage: Eukaryota; Viridiplantae; Streptophyta; Magnoliopsida; Fagales; Betulaceae. Bases 1 to 780 code for a protein of 259 amino acids. The record is from RefSeq and is a predicted model, not a curated record.
AUGGCUAACUGGUCACCCCUGUUCGACAAAGUUAUAUCUGCUAAGGACAUCAGAGAGAGAACCAUUACUACGUAUAGGAGAGAGGAGUAUCGGUUGUUUGCGGACUCCAUUCCCGCUGAACUUUGCAACAUUCCCCCUCCGUUUCUUAUUAGUAUCAAUACGAGUGUAAUGUUCAGAGAUGUUGUUUAUGAACCGUGCGUUUUAGAAUAUUCUCGGAGUGUAGAUCGCGGCAAGUUUGUGCUCCACCUCUCCAGUGAUUUAAAUCUUACGCCUGAUCGCAGGCUUGAUGCCUCUUUCAGGUGGAUUGGCACCCACCUUCGAAUAAGGUUGGAGCCGGCUGUUAGCCCCCAGGCUCUGCUGGAUUUAAAUCGGGAGGUCAUGGAGUUUCAGGAGCUCACGGAGAAACCUAUCAGCAGGGACGACACUACUUACAAACAGUUCCGUUUACCACAAAUGGAUGUGCGGCCGUUCUAUAAUAUCUGUCCAGACGAGGUGAAGGCAGCUAUUGAUCAUGGCGCGGCUUUUUCGGUUCAAAUUUUCCCUCCCGGCAAGGAUGAAAGUUUCGGGGCUGAUAUGUUAUUCGAGAAAGGAUUCUCGAGCAGCCUGGAGUAUUGCACCGUUACAAUCAUUCUAAACAAUUACCUGUCCAAUAGCGAAAAUGCUGAUGCAUUUAUUGCUGGAAAGAUCCUUAAGGUUUGGUACCGGGAGGCGUCUAAGAAACUGAAGCUGGCGUUCACUGCAACGCGGACAGACAUUGAGCUCCUCCCGCUUCUAAUAUAAACAAAAUCCAGCAGAAUACGGCGCCGGGCUGCAGUCGAAAUGAUUUAUUUGUUUUUGUAAUUUUUAUUAUAGUCGGAAUGACUGUGAGACACUUUAUAUUUUUAUGUGGUGGUUAAUCUUGUGACUGUUAAACACUUGCUAUUUUUGUGGGGCUUUGAA